ACGCCUGUAAACCCGAGAGCGUUACUUCAAAGCAGCUCUCACAUUUUCACCCACUUUAAGAGCGGUAAGCGUACUGUUUACAUCAUUUUAAAGCCAUUGCUUUUUUUUUACCUGCGUUUGUAUUAAAAAAUGCAUUGAAUCUUGUUUGUUAUAGAUUUCCAUUUGUGAAAAUCAUUGUGUUUGCUUGAAUAAUAUCUAGUGGACUUAAGCUUUUACAGGAAUACGGCUUAUAAUUCUUCUCAUAAGCAAUUAAUAAAUAGCUGUAUUCAUAUACAGUAUGCACGACCACACAGGAACCCGUCUAGAUGUCUCCGGCAGACUUCAAGAGCUUUAACCAACACCACGAAGAGCGAGGAAGCUUCACGCGUCCUCAUUUAAAGACACCAGGUGUUGUUUUCAAUGAAGUUGGAUCUAUCAUCUAAAUUAGUCUUUUUCUUCUUGUUUAGACUAUUUUGCUCUGAGGGGUGGUUGUUACUGAAGAGCCACUCUGUGCUUAACUUAGGCAUGGAUCGACUGUGCGGUAUAAUCCUUAUUCUUUUACUCACAGAAGAAGCCCUUCAGGAGGAACAAAUGAACGUCCGUCUGGAACCAAAGCACAUUAAAGUUUGCGAAAGAGCUUCGGUGACAAUCAACUGCACUUUUGAGUCGGAUGAAUAUGUGAAAAAAGUGAGCUGGCACUACAGCCAGACAUCUGUUUUAAACUGUGGAUCAGCUAACAAGAUACCUGAAGAUAAGCGUUUUAUAAGAGAGAAAAGUAAAGACUGGUCAGCACUCAACAUUACUUUUAUCAGAACCAAUGACAGCGGAUGGUACUUCUGCAAGAUUACACAAGAUAUCCCAGUUCUCAUACAACGCUGCAGUAAUCCGACACAAGUUAUAGUCGAUACCCCCAGCCCCAGCCCCAUCCCCAGCCCCAGCACCAGAACCAGAACCAGAACCAGAACCACAGAACCUCAGAAUCAGACACUGAACCUGACUACAGAUUUACCUACAACUUGCGGGACCAAUGGUAAACCCAAUGCUACAGAAAUGUCAACACAAUCCAGCUUUCCUGAGUGGUGCAUAUGGCUAGCGCCGGCCAUCGGAUGUGUAGUUCUUCUGCUGUCAAUUGUUGUCAUAUUCCUCUUGACUCGCAAACCUAAAGAGAUCAUAUACGAGAACACCAAACCAGCCGAAUCGAGCUGCUGGAGGAGAAACCGGGCCAAGAUGGACAUCUGCGACCUGCCUGCGUCCAAAAAAACUGAAACCAUUAAACCGCUAAGGAAGUAUGACACUCUUUCAAGCAACAGAAUCAGAAGGCCAUAAGUCCUCCAUAUGAAAGAACCGUCCUUCGAAAACACAUGCCUCGCUGUACACACAUAUUUAAUUUAGUAACGUAGCAUUUCCCGAUAUACGGGAAAUUGUAAAUACAAACCCGUUUUUUUUCUACAGAAAGAGAUACAUGAGAAAACCUGAUUUUUUUCCCCCUUAAUGGCUUCUAGCUGUAUCAUACCGAAACGUUCUGUGGUUACCAAUAAAUGCGAAUAACCACCAAAAAACAAAAAUCUGUCACACUUUUUCCAACUCUCUUAAUAAUACAUUGUCCUUACUAAUUAAUGCAGGGCUAAUUGGUCUAUGGCGGCCAUUUCAUGAUUAGAUAACAAACCGCGUGAUGUGACAGUGGUGAAUGAGGGAAUCAAAUGAGGAAUCGAGGCGUUUCACAGCUAUGAAUCAUGAAUUCUUUUGUAGUCGUUAAAGGAACUGAGCAUUUUCGCGCUUUAACACAGUCCCGCGCCCGCCGUUCACGUCAGUUAUUGACUUUAAUCGGGUCAGACGCCAUUUUGACUUUAACGCGGAGGACGCAGUGGCACGUUAAUAACUUCCAAACACUGCUCUGCGGUGAUUUUGUCUACUGGAAGUUUGGAGCAAAGCUGUUAAAAGCACAAUCUCGUUUCAUUUCUGUCGAAAUACCGGGAAACGCGACUUUCUGGUAGUUGUGAAAACAAGACAGCAAUACUUUACCUCCGAUCUCGAAUGCGAGGGCACUUUCAAAGUGUGGACUCUGCAAUUCCAUGACAAAGAAAGACGCGUUUUGAGAAACAAUAAAACUGUUUAAACGUGUAACCUAUUUUUAUUCAAACGCGAAUCAGCGUUCGUGCUGAGAGAGCAAUAAAACCCCGCCCACGUGCUCUUCUGAUUGGCUGUAAUUUAUAACUGAUUUUGGUUGUGGUUGUUUUUUUUCGUUGUUGUUAUUGUUGUUAUUUUUAAGGAAAUGUAUACUUUUCCUCAGCAAUUGUGACGAUGAUAAUAAUAUUUAAUGGUAAAAAUGUUUGUUGACCACUGAAUUAGCAUAUUAUGAUUUCUGCAAAAAUCGUGAUAAUGGCGUGAUGGUGCUGAGAAAUCACUGCUUUUAUUGUAUCUUUGAUCGAAUAAAAAUAAGCCUUGGUGAG
This is a messenger RNA of Puntigrus tetrazona (Sumatra barb), 2429 nucleotides long. RefSeq lists its product as uncharacterized. The transcript is spliced from 5 exons. The coding region runs from base 400 to 1305 and encodes 301 amino acids. The record is from RefSeq and is a predicted model, not a curated record. Lineage: Eukaryota; Metazoa; Chordata; Actinopteri; Cypriniformes; Cyprinidae.